AUGGCAAUACAGCAUCUCUGUGGCCGCGUCCUUUUGCCGUUGUUGCUGCCACUGCCAACUGCCACUGCCGUCCCAUACCCGCAAGAGGCCAGUACUUCUUUGACGAUAGAGCCCUCUCAACCUUCGUCGCUCUUAAACCUAUUCCACCCGCCUGUUCUCAGCUCUACCGCGCAGUACCCCCAGGACGGAAGUGCCUUUUUCCAGUCUCAAGCGGCUGGUCAUCAUCAUCUCUACCCGGGUAUAGACGUCCGUUCUCGACUGGGUUCCAACAACUCAUCUACAACGGGGAUGGCACAUCCCUAUCCCCCUUCACAUCGCACCCCAGGCCUCCCGCACCCUGGUCCCCCGAUCAGCACUCGAGAACAGUACGGUCCUGCCACACCGGGGUUUAGGAGGCCAUCCGAGCAUUCUGUUCGAUCGCCCUCCUUUGCCACGCAGCCAAGAGGAAGACAUCCACUGUCGCCAACAACAAGCCCCAACGCGGGCUUCUCGGCUCCAAGCAUGGCCUCCAACGGGUACGGCGGUAGGCCGGCUCAGAACAACAUUCCCCCCCUGCAAGCAGUUCAUAUGCUAGGAAGCCUUCAAUACAACGAUGGCGCAGGAACACCUGUCAAGGUGGAUAUCUCAGGUAUCAUUGACAAGGGCUUCUUUUUAUCGGAGAAUGAGUGGACGUGUUAUCGCAGAAACUACUUCUCUUGCGUCUGCUCCUUUUCUCUGAGCCCUCACAUACCCAACGUUACUAUCCAGUACACUGCUAGUGGCUCAUCACAACCCGUUCCGAUCUUUGGAUUCGCCAUGUCUAUCUCCGCAGUUGUCUCCGACAAUGAGCAGCACAACAUCGAGCUGGUACAGCAUACGCCAAAGAGAGACAAGGGGCCCAUAAUGAAGCCUGAAAAAGUUCGGCUCAGCAACAAGCCCCCACAGACAAGCCACCACCACCAUAUGGGCAUGUUCUCAGAGUCGGUCGUACCCAAUCGUCCUGUUUACCCCGACAAUUUCAGCAAUCAGCCCGGCAGCCAACAGUUACCCACAGAGCACACGUUUGAGCGCAUUCAGUUCAAGCAAGCUACCCAGAACAACGGGAAACGCAGAGCUGCUCAGCAAUACUACCAACUGGUUGUCGAGCUCUGGGGCGAGGUAGCUAAUCAGAGCAGUGGUGAUCAAUACGUCAAGAUAGCCACACGCAAGUCGGCCAAGAUGAUCGUCCGAGGCCGCUCGCCGGGCCACUAUCAAAACGACAGACGCGGAAGCCAAAGCAGCGGACCUGGAGGGUCGUCGGGCAACAUGGGAGGCUACACCGUCAGCGGCAUGGCCGACUUCAACAAUCCCAUGAUGGGUGGUCCAAGCUACGCGACAGGUGGUUUCGACGCACGCAGCAGCCUCUAUGGGGUCCGUCAUCACGAUAUACCGCACGAGUCGAUCAUUCCUCAGGAGGAUUCCAAGGCCAUCGUCACGACCCGAGAGUACCAGUACUAUCCAGCCCCAAUGUACGAGGCGCAGAGCGACCGGAUCGAGCUAUUCAACCCCCGUGGGGAGCGCGAUCAUAACGUUGUGCCGCACAUGGCCACCGGGAUGGACAUGAGUGGCAAGAUCAAGCAUGACUACGACGGCGCCGCUCUACCCAGCAUCUUCCACCCACCAGCUCAGAUUAAUGAUCGUCCGCCGGGGCCCUUCGAGGGCAAGCCAACCUCGAGCGGGUACUACCCCAUCCCGUCGUCCGGCAUCAACAUGGCCAUGACAUCAUGA
This is a messenger RNA of Fusarium fujikuroi IMI 58289, 1746 nucleotides long. RefSeq names its product related to meiosis-specific protein NDT80. The record is from RefSeq and is a predicted model, not a curated record. Gene Ontology annotation, molecular function: DNA binding; DNA-binding transcription factor activity. Gene Ontology annotation, cellular component: nuclear chromosome. The transcript has 3 exons. Gene Ontology annotation, biological process: positive regulation of transcription by RNA polymerase II; meiotic cell cycle. Bases 1 to 1746 code for a protein of 581 amino acids. NCBI's taxonomy places the organism in Eukaryota, Fungi, Ascomycota, Sordariomycetes, Hypocreales, Nectriaceae.